GGAAAGGGAAAGAGAGAGAGAGAGAGUGCACGAGUGCAAAGCUUAAAAAUAGCAGCGUGCAAAAUAAAUAAGAGCAAGCACUAAAUAAAGGAGAGGGAGUUUUUUUAUAUAUAUAAAAAUAAUGCAUGCAAUUAAAUGAAUAACGAAACAGGAGCAAGCUAGCAGGAGGAGAGGAAGAAUUCUUUUACAAAUGUAUAUGCAUGCAAUUCAGUAAAUAAGGAAACGAGCAAGCAAGCAAAGAAGAGAGGAAGGAAAACGUUUUAAAAUAUAUGCAUGCAAUUAAUUGAAUAAAUAAGGAAGCAGGAGCAAGCAAGCACAGAGGGGAGGAAGGGAAAAAAAUUAAAAUAUACGCAUGCAAUCAAAUAAAUAAGGAAAGAAGAGCAAGCAAGCACAGAGGAGAGAGAGUGGCAGGGAGGCAUCCAGAGGCCAUGGCGACGCCUGGAGGAGCCUCGGCCGUCGGGGGUUCUCGCCCCGAAGAGCAGCCCUCGGCGCCCCCCGGAGCCCCCCAGGCCGCGGCCCCGGCGGGGGAGCAGCAGGCGCCGCCUCCGCCCCAGCAGCAGCAGCAGCAGCCGUCGCCGGCCGAGCAGAAGUUCCAGUCUCCAGCCGCGCAGGCGCCUCCGCCCCAAGGGCAGCAGCAGCAGCAGCAGCAGGGACCCCCGCAGGCGCCCGGCGCCCACCCGGGCCAGGAGGACUACUCUUUCCUCCCCCUGGUGCACGACAUCAUCAAAUGCAUGGAUAAAGACAGCCAAGACGUCCACCAGGUUUUGAACGAGCUGAGGACCAAAUUCGUGGAGGUGCGGAAGGUGAUCCAAACCAUGCAGGGGAUCUCCGUGAGCCCCGAGCAGCAACAGCUGCAGCUUCAAAGCCUCCGGGAGCAAGUCAAGACCAAGAGCGAAUUGCUGCAGAAGUACAAAAGCCUCUGCAUGUUUGAGAUCCCCAAGGAUUAGGCAGGAAGAGACCCGAGGCUCUGCAAAGAGACUCCUCUGGUUCUGGAAGCAGCCGAGGGAACUGCAGUGCCUUUUGGCACCAAAGGGGAACACAAUUUUGUUGCAGCAGCUCAUAAGCUGUAACGCACCGUCCUGGUGUACAUUGGUGUUUUGGUUUAGGGGCCCAGUUUCAGCAGAACGGAAUGUGCCUACUGCAUUUUGCAGGAGUUGCACAUAUUUGUAUGCUCCUCAGUCUUAAAAAUAACUAAAACUGUAAAAAAACAAACAAACAAAAAACCCUGCACAUGGAAAACUAGAAUGUCAGGGAGAAAGAUUCCCUGACAUGCUACUUUUCUAGAAGCAAGGAGCUGGUGCUUUGUUUGCUUUCCCUCUUCAGUGGAUGUACAUUCAAUGCAACAACACCUUUCCACCAGUAGCCUCCACCACCCGUUGUUUGAAAUGUAUAAACUGGGUCCAAGAGGGAUGCUUAAGGCAGGCUGUUGCUAUUUCCCUUCAUCUCCCAGCACCUAGAAGGCAAUUACCUGCUUUCUCUCGCCGAGGAGAUCAGGAAGCAGCGGGAGAGAAAUCCGCAGACGGACAAAAGGACAAAGCACGACUCCUUUAGUAUUCCUGGAGGUUUAAGAGCGGGUGAUGUCUGCUCCUGUUUCUGGGGAAGGAAACAGGUUGACAGGGCAGCCUCAGUUUACAAAUUUGUGUAUAUUUGUUUGUAGAUCCUUUUUAGUGGGUUAAGCCUUCUUUUUUUAAAAAACGAUACUUUCAUAAUUUGCUGAUAUGUCUGUUUUGGAGGGGAACCCCAAAAAAUAAAUCUGGGACUUUGCUGCAGAGUCAACCUGUAACUAGAUUCCUUGCAUGGAAUAUAAUGAUAUUAUUUGUGUAGUUCUUCCCGCUUUGCUCGCAGCAGCUGUGCAAUUGUUUGUUUAAGAAGCUGAUAGUCUCAUUUGGUGCAGCAAUAAUCCAGUGAUAGUCAUGGGAGAUUCCAUAGCAGAACUAUUCUGACUUCUAAAACCUCGCUGGCUUGCUGUGUCAGCUGUAGCCUUUUCGCCAAUCUGGAGAGCGUAUUGCUUGUCUGCUUUCUGUCUUACUUACUUUCUAAAUUUAUAUGGCAAAUGCACAAGCGAUCAAACAUUUAAAAAUAAUUCCAAUACAGGUGCAAACUGAACGAUUGGUGUAUGUUUUCUCAGAAUCGUAGAAGGGAAGCCCCGAGGGUCAUCUAGUCCAGCCCCCUGCAUUGCCAGAAUCUCAACUUUGCAUUGGCAGCGUUUUGCCAGGAGAAGGAAGGGGAGCACAAUGCUCUCUUCAAAUACCCGGAGGGAUUUGUGGCUGUGAGGAGCGGGAUUUGAAUCCUGGUCUUCCAGCUCUUAGUCUAGCUCCCUAACUGCUACACCACUAGAAAAAUGGAUCCGUUUAUGACUAUGGAAGAACAGAAAUGGAGGUGGGGGCAGGCGGCAAGAAUAUGGAGUCCUUUUGCAUGCACUCACUUAGUCUUAUUUGUAAUAUUUGCAUUAGGGCAGGGGUGGCCAACUCCCAAGAGAUUGCGAUCUACUCACAGAGUUAAAAACUGGCAGGGAUCUACCCCCUUUUUAGGGGUUCAGGUCAAAGUUGU
Molecule: messenger RNA, 2550 nt
Organism: Zootoca vivipara (common lizard)
Lineage: Eukaryota; Metazoa; Chordata; Lepidosauria; Squamata; Lacertidae
Gene: MED9
Product: mediator complex subunit 9
Biological process (GO): regulation of transcription by RNA polymerase II
Cellular component (GO): mediator complex
Molecular function (GO): transcription coregulator activity
Source: RefSeq, a predicted model, not a curated record